Molecule: messenger RNA, 6497 nt
Organism: Dromaius novaehollandiae (emu)
Lineage: Eukaryota; Metazoa; Chordata; Aves; Casuariiformes; Dromaiidae
Gene: ERMN
Product: ermin
Exons: 3
Coding region: 4034-4828 (264 amino acids)
Biological process (GO): regulation of cell shape; morphogenesis of a branching structure; regulation of cell projection organization
Cellular component (GO): cell cortex; extracellular exosome; internode region of axon
Molecular function (GO): actin filament binding
Source: RefSeq, a predicted model, not a curated record
AAUCCGUGGGGAAACUGCCACGUACGCCAGAGAGAAAGCCCGUCUGAACCGCAUGCAGAGGGGAAGGCUGCUUCGUUAGUGUUUUGCGUGGCGAGGGGGGGACGGGGCUGCGGCGGGCGCGGUCCUCAGCGCGUCCUGCCCGGCACUUGCCGCGGGUGGAGAACGAUGCGGUUCACAGGGUCGGGGCCGGGCCGCGAUUUGUAUGAAAGGCGCUCUGUAUCCUCGGGAAAGGAGGUGCUUUCCCUGAUUACAGGGUUUAAUGGUUUGCUUGAUUUCCUCGGAGCUGAGGGAUUACCUUUUCUCUUCUUAUCCCCUGUGGAUAAAAAGGGCAACUCCGGUUUGUUACAGAAAGUGCUGCUGCUCUGAAGAAUGCAGCUCUGUGUUAAACUUAAAACUUUAAUUAAUUUGCUGAUUGCUGGUAUGCUUGACCUCGUAGGGACUCUUAACUGCUUAAUCUGUCCUAGGCCAGUGCCCAGAUCUAGGCAAUCGCUCCCUGAAUCCGAGACCCUGCGUGACUGCAGGAAGGACACAGCCACGGCACCCAGCCCCAGGUUGGCUGGAGGUAGGCAGAAACCUCACCCGAGGGGACAGAAAUGUUUGGUCCCUAGAUUUUUGGGCUUGACUUAGCACAGCGUAGAGUGAGUUGAGGCAUUCCCAGCGCAAGACAUGGCAAAACGUCUUUGCUUUAGCAGCACAACCUCGUACCGUCCGGUGUGCGGUGGCCAGCAGACGCUUGCGGGCUGGUGGCUACGGGCUCUCGUUGCUGGUCUUGCUGCGGUAGCAGAAGCUCUGCCUGGCCGAGAGUCUCGGUGCCUGCGGCUCAGGCGCUAAUUAUAAAUCCCCUCAGUCCUGUCGUUAAAAUGCCUCUUCUGCUGUUUCUUAGACCUGUUCAUCUUUUUUACUCUGGUUUGUUUUUCUCCAGCCUUGCCUUUCUCUUAUGACCUUUCCAAUAUCUCAGUUUUUUGCAGCACUCUCUUGGCUUAUGUUCCCUGUUGCUGAACUUUUUCCAUAAAACCACGAGGUGCGUUCCAGCUUCUGCUGGGAACGUUUUAGGAUACAGUGGAAAAUCAUUCUGGCCUCAAGGCUGUAUUAUCCCACAAAAACUGUUUUCCCUCACACAUUAAAGGCCCAGUCCUGCAGGAUACUGAAUGACUCAAGUUUCUGCAUUUCACUGUCUCAGACUCAUGUUUCUGCGUGUUCUUGGUUUUGUUCCAUUUUAGUCUGGCUCAGACUAGGUGGAUAUCGUUUCAGCGACCAUUUUAUGCGUGCUCGCCUGCGUCCCCCUGGAACCACGUCUUGGGGUGACCACGGCAGCGCGGCCGGCAGCAGUCCCCUCCGGGCCACGGGAUGGGGCUGGGCACGAGGGGCUGGUGCUAGGCUCAAAAUCCUCCUUACGGGCAAAGAGGGAGGAAGCACAUCUUGCAUAUCUAUACAUAAGGCCAAGAAUUUGUUGUUGGUAUAAUUGAAAUCUUAACAGUCUAAUUCAAGAAUCAUUAUUAAUCAGGAUCUGGUUGUUAAUAUUGUUAAAACAGAUAAAACUGUUAAAAUUGAUGUAGGCACGCCAUUUGGUUCCUACCCUUCCCCUGCUCCCCCGGGCGGAGCUUUGGGGGACGCUGCGGUGGGCGGCUGCCUCGGGCGUCCUUCGCCGGGAGGCCCGUGAUGGUGGUGAUGGCUUCUCCUUCCUCGCUCCAGGAGCCGCCUGGGCUCGUGCUGCCGUGUUUGCUAACGUGCUUUGACACCUCUGUUCUUCCUUCGCUGGUCGGCGGCUCCGUGUUUUGGGUGGAUUUACUAAUAGGGCGCCUUUUGCGUACGUUAGAUGCGGCUUCUGUGCUCUUCGCUACCCCAGAACGGUUUUGCCUGUCUUCCCCCACCGCCCCGAGUGUCUGCACCAGCCUCCCGCUGCCUUCGCGCGCGGCUCUGCACCGUCACCUCCCUCCGCGGGGACCGUCCCCGGCCUCGCCGGCUCCCAGGCCCUGCGCUGCCGCAGCACCUCUCGCUUGAAAGGUCGCACAGAAAACGACGUACGAUAGAUCCACGCCAACACCUCGUCCACGGCGAAGCGCUGGUUCGGGGAAAAGUGAAUUCGUGAGUGUGAAUAGAUGCUCCCAGGAAACGCCGGGGUUUGCUUGGGUGUCUUUGUGGAAGGGACCGCAGCCGCGGAAAGGUCGAUAAUUAGCUAGACUGGCCCUUGGUGGGGACGGGCCAGCAGAUCCUCCUCUGCCAGUGUUCGGAGGUGAUGGAUAUAUGCAAACGAUGGCGUGAAAGCCGGCUGCGGAGGCUGCUUCUAGACAGAGGCGCUUAGUAUCAGUAUUUUGGCCGUCUCGUGCAGUCUGCUAAUUGGUCUCGCAGGUCUCCUUAAUGGCCCGGUCUUGAGAUAAAGGUGGUGGAGAUGCUCAGGUAAAUCCCAGCGGUGAAAUCUCCUUCCGCAGCGUUUCCACACUGAGAGAAGCACUGGGGACAGGAGCUGUCAAAUGAGGCAAUACCUCAAGGGGCCUUGGCUCGUUUCAGGAAUACGGAGAUAGACUGAUAGGAACAGAAAAUAACCAUUUCCAGUCUGCAGCCAUCGGCCCGUGCCAGGCAUCCAGCCUCCCUUCUUGAGGAUACCUAGAGGUACCUGCUGCCACAGUGUUAUCGUUCAUUUUUCUUGGAUAAAUUUUUCCAAGUAUUACAAAUCAGUUGCACCAAACAUUUUCAUAAAGCUACUAAUUUUAAGGUGAAGAUGAUCAAAAAUGGUCAGAGAGUUUUGGGUCCCGGCACAGCCAAGGUCUGAGCCCAAGGGAGGGAUUCCAAACCCUAAAGCCCAAAGACGUUAAAAAUGUUGUAUUGUGUGAAUACAAAAAGUCAUUUAAAGCAGGAGAUUACAUUCUUAUGUAAACUUGGCUUUGGAUGCUGGGGUUGAAACAAGUUCAUCUGUGGUCGGAAAGUGCCCUGAUGCUGUUCGUGCAGUUUUUGUGAGGGCCUUUAUAAAAAGCCAUUCCUCCGGCUCUCUGCUAGCCCGUAGGUCGGAUGGACAAUUAGCGACGUGUUAGUCUCGUGCCACUGCCCCUUUUGUCUUCCUUUAGCGUAAAGAGCGUUUCUUCUGCUGCGGCAAAACCAGCGUCUGCGAAACGAGGUUGCGCUGGGGCUGCGGAGGGGAGCGAGGCGCUGGACACGCUCCCCCCGCGCGUUCGGGCCGGCAGAACGCGUCCGGUCACCCGGUUUUCUGCCUCGGGAACCUGCCAGGUCACCUCAGCUCUGAUCUCCACGUGUUGCUUCUGCUAGAGCUUUAAUCGUUAACCUUCUGGUUCUUCCCUCUGAGGGCCAAAUCCCUGGGAUGCGUUUUGCUAGACGGGCGAUUGCAAAUUCUCGGCAGCUGACGGGCUCUGACCCGGCUCUGCAAAGCGCGCUGGGCAGGAGCAGGGCUGUCCCGCAGAAGUGGGUGGCACUGUGCCGCGCGCGGAGCAUGUGCCCCUGCGAACGAGCCGGGUUAUUCCCUGACAAAUGUGAAACGGAUCCAUUGUCUGCCGAGCUGCGUUUCAGGGUUUAUCCGCAUAUAAACCUGCUUGGGAAUGUUAAGCUGGUUACAUGGAAGCCGCGUUGCUAACGGCGGUCACCCGCGAGGGAUUAAAGGUUUGGAGCAGUCGCUGUCCCCGUUACAAGGCGAAGGCACAAAGGGCCGUUGUGUCACCAACACAAAUCUGUUCAUGGCCGCGGGGCCGACGCGCGGACAGACCCGCUCUGCGCGCCGGCACAAAAGCCCCGCUGCCUGAUUGUUUGUUUAUGUAAGCGGCGAGGGUGCAUUGAACCGUGCAAGCGGGGGGGCCGGAGCGGCGAGGGAGGUGCUGAUUGGAUCGGCCGCGGAAGGGGCCCGCUGGCGAGCCCCGGACAAGCCCGCCGUCGCCGCUCCGGUCUCUGUUCUGCUGCGACGCCUUCGGAAGAAGAGGCGCUUGUCGACUCCGUGGGGAAGGGGAAAAUCCCCGGGAGAGAGGCAGGAAGGCGCCUGGCCCCCCGGCCCGAGGCGCGGGACCGGAGCGCAGCCGGGCACGGCGUGACCAUGACGGAAGAAGCCCCCACCGCACCCGGCCCGCCCCAGUGCAACGGGACCGUGACCCCCACCCCGGAGCGGGGCCCGCUCCAGGUCGUCGAUAUCCUCGACGGAAUAGCAAAGCCUGCCGGGACGGCGCCUUGCGCAAAUGCAGAAACUGGUCCCGAUGCUCCGCUUACGAAAGAAACCCAGGAGGAAAAUAGGAAUUCGAUAGCAGAGAAGACAAUAUGUGGCAGUUCUGAUGGGGAGAAGCAACGUGAAGAAAAGCAAGAAGAAAGCGAUGCGUCUCGACAGGACGGAUCAGCUGAUAUCCCUGCCCAGGACGCAGGAACCGAUGGCCGGGAGUCAGAGGAAGGGCCGGGCGCAGCGGGAGUUCCCGGGCACGGUGGAGAGCGGCAGGAGACGAGGAGCACCGGGGCGGAGGAGAGCCCGGCAGCAGGAGCCCCGGAGCCUGCGGACAAGGAGCACACGGAAGAUGAAGUGCAGCUGGAGGAGAGAGAAGAUGCAACGGACGAGGAGGAGGAGGACACGGAAGAGGAUGAAGUUCAGCUGAUAGAGAUCAAGAAGGAGAACAGCGAGGAGCCUCAUUUAAAGAAGGAAGAAAACGGCAAGGAGGUUUCUCCUCCAGCCAGCCCCACUUGCAACUCCCAGCCUGAGAAAGCAGGGGAGCAGCCGGGCUUGGGGAAAAAAAAUGAUAUCUCCAGACACAGCUAUUCCAGAUACAACACAAUCUCCUACCGGAAGAUCAGAAAAGGAAACACCAAACAAAGAAUUGAUGAAUUUGAAUCCAUGAUGCACUUAUGAACCGAGGUGGAGAGUUUAUUAACAAGCUGAGAGUUCACUUUGGUUUUGGUCCCCCCGCCCCAACAUCUCUCUUCACGCGACAUGAAGUCACCGCUAUUUUCUUUUUGUGUAUGAUUUCAUUUUGCACCGUGGAAGUUUAACAUCUGUAUUUCACUUUGACGUCAGGCAAAAGCACUCAUAGCACAGGAAAAUAAAUAAUCAGUUUGCUGCAUUUAAUACCAUUUGAUUCCGAGUUAAUCCGUUUAUUUUCUCUGCAGUUUUUGUAGCCAGGUUCCCGCAAUAGGGAGUUUCCGUAGCCGCAGGCGAGUGACCGCUGCCGCCGGCGGUGCCGGGACCCGGCUGGCAGGACGGCGGUGCCGGCGGCACGAGGCAGCGCGGGAGGAGCAAUAGAAGCGACGACUGUUUGCAGCCGCAGGCGCUGUCCCGCUGUCCGUUCGCGCUGACGUCUCCCGGCGCACGAAACCAGCCGGUGCAGCAGCCUGCCCUCUGCACCGCGCGCCGGCGGGAUGCAGCACUGGCUGCCCGCGGGAUAAGCGCAGACGUGCAGAAAUCAGCGGAGAUUUCACGUGAGCAGGAUCCCGGCUCGCACACGGACAUCCAUCCCUACGCCCGUCGCCGGCACGCACUGGGUCCCUCGCAAGCCGCGCAGCCGGCGGCGGCUGCGAUCGUGCGCCCGAUGGCCCUGCUCGUCAGGGCGAGCGGUGGCAGCACCGUGCGGCGUUCGCUCUGUUCGCGACCGUAUCUGCUUCUGAAACGCCCGUGCGUCAGUCACGCUCCUUCUGGGAUCCUCACAGGCCUCCAGAAACGAAGAUGCCUACUAAAAUCUGCACUAAAACCUGCCAGACUAACAGAGAAGGGUUGUUUUUUUCCAGCGUUCUGGAUAAUAACAGUAAGCCAAACGUGUAAUGAACCCAAAUGGCUCGGCUCCUUCCUCGCGACGACGUCUCGCUGCCGGCCGCGGCAGCCCGUCCGCGGGGAGUGGGGCCGACCCCCCAUCCCCGCGCUGCAGCCCUGUGCCCUGCCCGCCCGCGAGCCCCGGGGCCGCGCAGGCUGGACCCGGCGGGUCACGGGCAUCCGCGUGCGGCCCACGGCACGUGCUGCUGUGUGUGAGCUCCUCAGCUGAUAAAGCCUGCAGCACCGGGAAUCUGCGUUCUCCAAAUGGCACCGUUUUGGGCCCCAAGCUCUUGCUCUCACACGUGCUCUUCUCAGUUUUUGGACUAAGUCUAGACAAGAAAUUUUGCAGAUCUAUUUUUCAAAACAAGGCAAGUUUUAAGCAUAAUUUGUUUUCACGUCACCUGAACACAACCUUUCUUCACUUAAAAAUUUUUUUUAUGUAACUACAAUAUUGUCGAUACAGUCUUUUUUUUUCCUUUUUUAACUGUUUUACAGAAAGAUUUGUCUUGAGUUGGGGCUAAGCUUUGCAAAUGUCAUCCCAGAAAGAACUUGGGAAAGUUGUGAGCAACUGAAAAAGGGAGAGGAGGUAAGGAUGGACGCGAGAACUCGACUCUAACCGCGGUGGCCUCCGCCAGCCGCACGGGCCCUUUUAAGCCUUAGUUUUGCAUUUCCAGCAGUACUGAAUAUUAUUUUGACUUUCUCGUUCUACAUAAAGGCAAUUAUUUAUUGGCUACGUGAAAAUAAUAAACGACAAUUCUGUAUUGUGCAAACACAA